CUCUGUGCAAAUCACCAGUUGCUGCGCGUCCGACGAGGAGAAACACCAAUCUUAAAAGGCCAUUAUACUUUAAUACUUGCUGCAAACUGCCCGCUGCGCCCACCCAUGCGUACCAGAUUAUCCCGCUAUGCUUGUCUCUUCCGGUUGCGUAGCCUUACCGGUGAACUGCGAACGCCAGCGAGACAGUCUUGUCUUGUCUUCAGACCGACAUAUAACACCGGUCUCCCUUUGCUCUUCGCCCGGAAACUCACGAUGCAGUCGGGUGGAAAUGUGACGGGUAGCGGAGUCAGGAAGGAGGGCCCGGGCGGAGUACAGAAGUCGGGGCUCUCUAGCAACAUUCCCUCUGUCACAACAGAAGAUGUUGAUCCUCCCGGGGGGGAUAAACGAGUGGGGGACAUGCUUUUCGUCAAUGAGAGACAUUCUAGGACCCCGAGUCCCUUAUUUGGGGCCAACUGUGAUUACGACUCGGAGGCAGAGGCUUUCCGGGAUGGGAGAACCGAGGAGGUUGACCGGGACACCCGGAGCAGGGCGUUCUCCUGGUGCAGAGACUUCCUGGCGGGGUCCUGGAAGACCGUCGAAGAAAGGGAUUUUCAAAUAAGCAUUGUUAGUGGGGGGCUGAGUAAUCUGCUCUACCUGUGUUGUUUGCCUGACCAUGUGCCUGCUGUCGCAGAUGAACCUCGCGUCGUGCUCCUCAGAGUGUAUGGUGCCAUCUUACAGGGUGUGGACUCCCUGGUGUUGGAAAGUGUGAUGUUCGCCAUCCUGGCAGAACGAACUUUAGGACCAAAACUGUACGGCAUCUUUCCCCAGGGACGCUUAGAACAGUACUUUCCGAAUACCCGCAUGCGCACAGAUCAACUUCCCGAUCCUGCCAUAUCGGCUGAGAUUGCCACCAAGGUGGCAUGUUUCCAUGAAAUGAGCAUGCCCUUUAACAAAGAGCCCAGUUGGCUCUUUGGGACCAUUGACAAAUACGUGGAUCAAGUGAUGAAGCUUAAUUUUGUACGUGAAGCACAUGUGAAGAAGUACAAGAAGCUGAUGAAAUUAGACCUGCCUGCUGAGCUGGAGAAUCUACGUGCGCUGCUGGCCGAGACUAAAUCACCAGUGGUAUUCUGCCACAAUGACGUCACGGAAGGUAACAUUCUGAUACUGGAAGACAAGGACCCCAACACCACUCACAGACUCAUGCUGAUUGACUUUGAGUACAGCAGUUACAAUUACAGGGGGUUUGACUUUGGGAACCAUUUCUGUGAGUGGAUGUAUGACUACACCUAUAACCAGUGGCCCUUCUUCAAAGCCACACAGGAGAACUAUCCCACCAGAGAGCAGCAGCUUCAUUUCAUCAGAAGUUAUUUGGCACAGCAGAGAGGACACUCUGACAUGUCCAAGGACCAGACACAGGAGGAGGAGGCCAUGCUAAUUGAAGCUAACAGGUAUGCAUUAGCUUCACAUUUCCUCUGGGGGCUGUGGUCCAUCAUUCAAGCAAAGAUUUCCAAGAUCGAGUUUGGAUACAUGGACUAUGCCCAGUGCCGCUUUGAUGGCUACCUCAAGUUAAAGAAAGCCUUCUCCUGAUUCCCACGUUUUGAUAUAAAAUGUACUAGUAGUAUGCAACUCUGCUUACUACAAGCAAUGUUGGGUGGAAGAUAUACAUGUAAUGUAUGUACAUGUUAUUUUAGAGCAGGUAAAGCUCUACGGCUUGUUCAAAUUGGUUGUGGGGCAUUUGAGGGGCUCAGUCAACAUGAUGGUCGGCUACUGUACUAAACAAUGCUGGUCAUGUCUCUAAAUUUGAGUUAUUUUAGAGUUUUUUGUUUUAUUCUGCCUUGCUCCUUUUUUCUGAGGUCCAUUCUGCAUUAGGGUUCUUUGGAGGUCCAAUAAUGUGAAGUUAAAAGCUUAAUUACCCACAUUCAACAACAUAUUCCACAAGGGCUAUUUUGUACAGUAUCAAUGUAACUGUUCUAAUGGGUAAAUAAACAAGUGUAUGUUUAUGUCAGUAAUAUUGGAUUUAUUAACUGUACAUUUUUGUAACUGUCUUGCUACCUUUUCUCUUCUAUUUAUCGUUGUAUGACUGUAACAUCAUCUGGUAAACAUGUAAUUCUCAUCUAUGGUUUUAUGUAACUAAAAUGUACAUCUGGCACUUGUAGUCAACUAAAUUAAGCUAAAUUGCUUAAAUAGAUCCUACAAUUAUUUAAAUACCAUUAUGUUUAUCUAGACAGUCUCCUGGGUUUGACAGAAGCUACUUUAUUCACCAAAUGUCAUGAAUGUCCUACAUUUGACACAAAGCUUUGUCAGUUUACUUUUGAAUAGAAGCUAGCCGCUUUACUGUGCCUCAUUAACUGUUUGUUUUUUAAAGCAGCGCAUCCUGUUGAAGUUCAUACUGUGUCAUCUGUUUUAUGUUGGUUAUGGUAGUACAAACUACUAGUUUAAAUCUAAUAAACAUGUGUCUAGAA
This is a messenger RNA of Gymnodraco acuticeps, 2441 nucleotides long. Its product is annotated as choline/ethanolamine kinase-like. Gene Ontology annotation, molecular function: ethanolamine kinase activity; choline kinase activity. The record is from RefSeq and is a predicted model, not a curated record. Gene Ontology annotation, cellular component: cytoplasm. Bases 106 to 1566 code for a protein of 486 amino acids. Gene Ontology annotation, biological process: phosphatidylethanolamine biosynthetic process; CDP-choline pathway. The transcript is spliced from 11 exons. Lineage: Eukaryota; Metazoa; Chordata; Actinopteri; Perciformes; Bathydraconidae.